Molecule: messenger RNA, 939 nt
Organism: Ochotona curzoniae (black-lipped pika)
Lineage: Eukaryota; Metazoa; Chordata; Mammalia; Lagomorpha; Ochotonidae
Product: olfactory receptor 4S2-like
Exons: 1
Coding region: 1-939 (312 amino acids)
Biological process (GO): G protein-coupled receptor signaling pathway
Cellular component (GO): membrane
Molecular function (GO): G protein-coupled receptor activity; olfactory receptor activity
Source: RefSeq, a predicted model, not a curated record
AUGGAAGUGGCCAACAAUGUCACAGAGUUUAUAUUGCUGGGACUGUCUCAAGAUCCUGGAACGCAGUCGAUAUUCUUUGCCCUGUUCCUCCUCUUCUACAAUGUGAUCGUGGUGGGAAAUCUGCUCAUUCUGCUCACAGUGUUUUCUGAUCCGCGGCUCCACACACCUAUGUAUUUUUUCCUCAGUAACCUGUCCUUUGUCGAUAUUGCCUAUUCCUCAGCCACAGCGCCCAAGAUGAUUGCAGACUUUGUUUCUGAGAAAAAGGUGAUUUCCUACUGGGGCUGCGUGACUCAAAUGUUUACCUUCCACUUUUUUGGCUGUGCAGAAAUUUUUAUUUUGACGGUCAUGGCUUUUGACCGUUAUGCCGCCAUCUGCCAGCCCCUCCGGUAUACCAGCAUCAUGAGUGCCAAUGUUUGCCUCGCGCUGGCAUCACUGUCUUGGUUGGGAGCCCUUGGUCACUCUUUCGUUCAAACUCUCCUGACUUUUCAGCUGCCCUUUUGCAACGCUCAGGUGAUAGACCACUACUUUUGUGACGUCCACCCUGUUCUGAAGCUUGCCUGUGCUGAUACCACCCUGGUGAAUGUGUUGGUUAUUGCCAACAGUGGUCUCAUCUCCCUCGGGUGUUUCCUCAUUCUUCUGGCCUCCUACACAAUCAUUCUAUUCAGUCUCCGAAAACGGUCUGCAGAGAGCCGGCGCAAGGCUCUUUCUACCUGUGGAUCUCAUCUGACUGUAGUGACUUUCUUCUUUGUCCCCUGCAUCUUCAUUUAUCUCCGUCCUUCUACCACUUUCCCACUGGAUAAGGCAGUGUCUGUGUUCUAUACCACCAUCACCCCGAUGCUGAACCCUCUCAUUUACACCUUGAGGAAUGGGGAUGUGAAGAACGCCAUGAAGAGACUAUGGAAUCGCAUAUUCUCCUUGAAGGAAAAGCAGGAGGGAUAG